CGUGGGAGCCGCGCGGUGAGUGCGGGCCCCAGACUCGUGCAGACUAUGACAAACACUGCAGGAAGGAUAGAAGACUCAUCUGGGUCUAAUACAAAGUCUGACUAAGGAGUUCACAUCUUAUGUCUUGGGGUCUUCAGGAAUUUGGUGAUGAACUUGGAAUCACUGGCUCCGGCGGAGGAUUCAGAAUGGGAGACAAGCCUAUUUGGGAGCAGAUUGGAUCCAGUUUUGUACAACAUUACUACCAGAUAUUUGAUACAGACAGGACCCAUUUAGGAUCCCUGUAUAUUGAUGCAUCAUGCCUUACCUGGGAAGGGCAGCAAUGCCAGGGCAAAACAGCUAUAGUUGAAAAACUCUCCAGCCUUCCUUUUCAAAAAAUACAGCACAGCAUCACAUCACAAGACCAUCAGCCCACGCCUGACAGUUGUAUACUCAGUAUGGUUGUGGGACAACUUAAGGCUGACGAAGAUCCUAUCAUAGGAUUUCACCAGAUAUUUAUAUUAAAGAACAUCAAUGAUGCCUGGGUUUGCACCAAUGACAUGUUCAGGCUAGCACUGCACAACUACGGCUGAGCUGGUACCCCCAAGGCACCUGUGCUUUCUCUUUCUCCUCUCCUUUACUGAUAUAUUCACACUCACGGAACAUUCCAAAUAUCAUACACAAACCUGCAACACCGCAGUGAGCGAGCGAGCAAGAUCCAUGACCUGCCCUUCUGCCAAGUUUACGUUGUGUCACUAGAUGAGUUUCUUGUGCAUGAUGUUUGGAAGUUAGACUUAGCUGCAUUUGACAAGAGAAAUGUGUGUUGUACCAGCAUGCCUUGGAAAGAAUCCAAAAUGCAAAAGGUUGUCUCUUUAUGUACUGACCAGUUGCUCUAAUAACCCAAAGAAAUGAAAGGAAAGAACAGCAGCCUGUACAGCCCAGAUACUGAUUUGUUCAGCUGUCUCAAUGCUACAUUAUACAAUAAUAAAACCAUGAGAUUUUCUUAACAGUUUAAA
This is a messenger RNA of Dermochelys coriacea (leatherback sea turtle), 992 nucleotides long. It is a transcript of the gene NUTF2, whose product is annotated as nuclear transport factor 2. Gene Ontology annotation, biological process: protein import into nucleus. Gene Ontology annotation, cellular component: nuclear pore central transport channel. The record is from RefSeq and is a predicted model, not a curated record. The transcript is spliced from 6 exons. Bases 120 to 569 code for a protein of 149 amino acids. NCBI's taxonomy places the organism in Eukaryota, Metazoa, Chordata, Testudines, Dermochelyidae.